Messenger RNA from Sciurus carolinensis (gray squirrel), 5286 nucleotides. It is a transcript of the gene Foxn2, whose product is annotated as forkhead box N2. The transcript is spliced from 6 exons. The record is from RefSeq and is a predicted model, not a curated record. The coding region runs from base 214 to 1512 and encodes 432 amino acids. Gene Ontology annotation, biological process: regulation of DNA-templated transcription. Gene Ontology annotation, cellular component: nucleus. Lineage: Eukaryota; Metazoa; Chordata; Mammalia; Rodentia; Sciuridae. Gene Ontology annotation, molecular function: cis-regulatory region sequence-specific DNA binding; DNA-binding transcription factor activity.
AGGCAGCGCGUGCGGCCGGCGCCGGGCGUGGGGCGCGGAGGCGGCUGUCCCGUGACGCGCCGGGACAUUUUUGUCCCGUGAAGAAUUGGCGCUGGCGCGGGGGUGUCCCCAGCGCGCGGCUCGGGUCGCAUGUGGCUCCCGCUGGUGUCGGACUGAGGGGAGCGUGGCCCCGCGAGGAGUUAGGAGUUUUUCCUGAGAGACCUCUUAAAGUAAAUGGGUCCAGUAAUUGGAAUGACUCCAGAUAAGACAGCUGAGACCCCAGGAGCUGAAAAGGUUGCAGCACUAAGUCAGAUUUAUAAAAUGGGAAGUUUGCCUGAAGCUAUCGAUGCUGCCAGGCCAAAGGCCACUCUAGUGGGCAGUGAGUUUGCAGACGAUGAGCUCACAAACUUGAACUGGCUUCAUGAAAGUACUAAUCUUCUAACAAACUUCAGCCUCGGAAGUGAGGGUCCUCCAAUGGUUAGUCCAUUGUAUGACAUAGAAGGAGAUGAUGUACCAUCCUUCGGACCAUCUUGCUACCAGAGCCCAGAACAAAAAUCAGCAACUUCAAAGCCCCCAUACUCCUUUAGUCUUCUCAUUUAUAUGGCUAUUGAACACUCUCCAAAUAAAUGUUUGCCUGUCAAAGAAAUUUAUAGCUGGAUUCUGGACCAUUUUCCAUAUUUUGCUACUGCGCCUACAGGCUGGAAGAAUUCUGUUCGACAUAAUCUGUCCCUAAAUAAGUGUUUUCAGAAAGUGGAAAGAAGCCACGGCAAGGUUAAUGGCAAAGGUUCUUUAUGGUGUGUUGAUCCAGAAUAUAAACCCAAUCUUAUGCAGGCACUGAAGAAGCAACCUUUUUCCUCAGAGCCUCAUAACUGUCAGUGUGGUUCUUUAUCACCUCACUACCUAAGCUCUGUUUUCAAGCAGAACCAGGUGCGAACCCUUAAAGAAUCUGAUAUUGAUGCUGCCGCUGCAAUGAUGCUUUUAAAUACUUCCUUAGAACAGGGGAUUUUAGAAUGUGAAAAACCUCUUCCUCUGAAAACAUUGCAAAAAAAGAGGAAUUAUGGUAAUGCAUUUAAUCAUCCCAGUGCUAUACGAUUACAAGAGAGUGAUUCUUCCACCACCAGCAUUGAUCCAAAAGAAGAUCAUAAUUACAGUGCAAGCAGCAUGGCAGCACAGCGCUGUGCAUCCAGAUCUAGUGUGUCUUCCCUGUCUUCUGUGGAUGAGGUGUAUGAAUUUAUCCCAAAGAGUAGCCAUGUGGGAAGUGAUGGCAGUGAAGGAUUUCAUAGUGAAGAAGACACAGAUGUUGAUUAUGAAGAUGAUCCUCUUGGAGACAGUGGCUACGCGUCACAGGCUUGUGCAGAUACCUCUCACAAAGGGCAGCCAGGUAAAAGGAUGCGAAAACAGUCAUGUCAAGAAAUUGAUGAGGAGCUCAAAGAGGCAGCAGGAUCUCUGCUCCACCUUGCUGGAAUUCGUACAUGUCUAGGUUCCCUAAUAAGUACUGCAAAGACACAAAAUCAAAAGCAACGGAAAAAAUAGAAAUGCUUAUUAGUGUGAAAUUAUUUUAAAGUGUGGCAAUACUCUUCUACUUAAUUCUUUACAAGGGAUAUCAAAGCCAUAAUGGACUUAGUUUUAGGGUGGGGAGGGGUGCCAAUUACUUGUUCCUUUCUAAACAUUUUGGGUCGCUUUUAUUUUUUUAAUUUUAAAAAGUUUAACAAUUGCUGUAAGGAUCAUGCCCAAUCAUAAAUGUGUGAUAAAAAGACCUGAAAGCAUAAUUUUUGUGAUAAAUGCCUUUUAAGAUUUAGAAAUUGUUAUAUAUGAAAAUCCCCUGCCUUUGUCUUAACCUUGUAGGAAAAAAACCUUUCUAUUGAUAUGUCAAAAUGUAAGAGUGGCAACUCUAUAUGACUUUAUAUUGUUUUCUCUUCCAAUCUAUAAUUAACUAUAGUUACUGAUCCCACUAAAAUUUUUGCUGAUGUCUUUUGCAUAUACUCCUCCCUGCCACACAACCUAGUAGGAUAAGAUUUGGAUUUUUUUUUAAUUGUGUCUUAUUUUUUAUUUUAAAUUAUUUGUUGAACAUGAGCAAAGUUGAAUAUAAAUUGGAAAAGAUCCUAGAUGUCUAGAAAACUCCUGUUAGUAAUAUAGAUAAAGAAUCCCAACAGAGAGUUUUAAGAUUUAGAAAAGGCAAUUUUGGGAUGUGAUUUCAUCUAAGAAGACUACAGUUCCUAUUACAGAAGUAUCUAAAGUGUUUUUACUUCAUGGAUGAUGCAUAGCAUUCAUUGGGGCCUUUUAUUCUUUCCCAAAGUGCUUUGCAACCACUGUUGGAGUUUAAGCCACCAGCUGUCUAUGUUAAGUGGAGAUUGUCCACUAAGAGGAUAUAGCCAUAGAGUGUUAUGGAGUAACACCAAUUUUGACAUACUUUUGCAAUAAGAAUCUUUCAUUUGCUUUCCAAAUACACUGCAUUCUGAGAGUCUUGUAACCAGAUGGAGUGUAAUAAAACAUUUCAAAUACUUAUUAUGUCAUCAUAAAUGAAGGGGCUGGGGAUAUAGUUCAGUUGGUAGAGUGCUUGCCUUGCAUGCACAAGGCCCUGGGUUCAAUCCCCAGCACCACCAAAAAACUAAACAAACAUAAAUGAAGGUAGGUCAUUUAGGAAAAAAAAACUUUCCAAACUUUGUAUGAAUUAAAAUUGAAUGUAUACCAAGUAAAUUUAAAAAGGCUUAACACAACUAGAGAUAAAAUACAUUUCAAACAAAUUUCAAACUCAUAAAAUUAGAUCUUACACAAAACUUUUUGAGGAGGCAGUGUAAUACUUAUAUGUGCCAUUAAUCCAUGCUAAAAUAUUUUUAUAUUACUAUUCCAGCAUUGUCUAAGAUAUUUUAAGUAUUUAAACAAAUCUGCUUAUGAGACAUUUUUUCAUAUCAUUCAUAUAGUUUGACUACAUUAUGCAGAAAGAACAAGGGAUACUAAUACUAUAAUUUGUUACAUAUUUGUUUUACAAUGGUGGGAGCAACUUUGCAAAAGUUCAUUCUUAUGAUACAUUCUAUGUCAUAGACAAUGACUUCAUUUUCAUUUUUCCUAUAAUUUGUAUACAUAGCUACACACACCACACACACACACACACACACACACACACACACACACAUACACUUGCAUUCAGGCUCAAGAUGUUAAUUUCCUGCUUUCAGCUGUGUUUAUGACUAUAAAAUUUUUCUUGGAUUUUUUUUAAAGAGAAAAAUGUUUUUAUUUUAACUUCUAAAUUUUCUUUGGACAAAACAAAAGAGAAGAAUAAUAAGUACAUAUUUUUCAGUUGACAAGACUUUUAUCCAGGGAUAAUAGCAUUAAUAUUUUCUGUUCUGUUUCCAUGUCAGUUGUCAUUGAUUCUAGAUAACUAUCUUAAUAGAAUUGGUGCUGUUGAAAUACAGUAAUUUUUUCAUUUGUUAAUAAUGUAGGAUGAGCUAUUUGGAUUUUUUCCUUCAUAAAUGUCACAUCUACAGUGAAUGGCUAAACCAAGUUAACCUCUUUUACUGUAGACAGUGACUAAAACACCAAAAACAAACAAAAAAUCUUUUACCACAGUGUAAGUAGUAAAGAGAUUACAAAAAUAAAUUUAUUCUCAGCUGUAAUAGUGAUCUUCAAAAUUUUGUCUUCAUAUAUGUAACUCCUUAAAUUCUUUGAUUUUUUUUUCUCCCUCUUGUACUUGUCCAACAAAUUUAAAUGUUUAAGCUACAUUCUUCACUAACAAGGAAAAUAAGCACUGUACUAACAUCUACCAGGGAGAAGUUGUACAACAUUUUAUACUUAAUUCUUAUACAGGAUUAGUAUGUCACGUUCCAUUUGCUAAUACACCUCAGCAGUUAUUUUCAAGAGGACCAGCUUUUCAGUUAUGGUCUUGCUAUUAUGACUUCUAUAGAGAUUAUGAUCUCUCACUCCUCAGGUGUGUGGAGAUAGAAACAUGGCACAUAGCCACAUAAUUAGAGAAAGUCAUUCCAAGCCCUGUGGACUAGAAAUUAUAUUCCCAAUAAUAAACUAAUUUUGCUGUAGUAAAAACAAUUUGGAAGCCCAGAGAGGUUACGUAUUUUUCAAUAACUGUGACUUAAACUAACAUAAAAUUUGCCUUACAUCAAAAUAAUAGAAACUUGGUUGCAACCUGUUCCAGUUUAUCCUAGAUCCCUAGUGAGAGUUUUGACUCAGCACAAUUAAUCUUCAUCUUUCACAUCCCAAAUAGAAUCUGUUUCUUGAACAUGUAUUUUUGAAAUUUAUUUGUGCAAUAUAUUACUAAAUUAGUUAAUAUUUUACUUUACAAAUUCAGAAGAAAACAGAUUACCUGCAUUUGUGGAAAAGCUAACUAUUGGUGGACACAUCCCUUUUUCCACCUUUGAGCCUUUCCUGUCCUCAUAGCCAGCAUGACUUCUCUUAACUUAGAUUCCUUUGUAUAUUGUAAAGUUUAGUAUAUAUAUAUAUAUUUUCCUUUUGCUACUUUCUGAGGCAUUAUGUAAAGGGUUCAUAUUAGAUGGUCAGUUAAAUAUACGUUAGCACAAAUUCAAAGCUAGAGAAAAUAUUGAGGGAAUGUAUGUGUCUUGGUAGACCAGGAAGCCUUUCUCAGCAAUUUAAUGAAUAGAUGUGAAUACUUCACAAAGUGUAAAGACUAUUGUCUUAAAUACUACAGUAAUUUAACACCCUUUUGUGAAGACUGUCAUUUAAGAAACUUUGAGGCUUUCUGGUUUAUAUAUACUUUAUAGUUUUAUUAGUUUGAGAUGUGUAAGCUUUGAUUUAAACAAAGUUUACUUCAGUAUGUUAAUGAUGUAGUCAAAUAUUUAUUGAAAGAGAAAAUAGAGUAUUUUAAUGUUAUACCUGCCAUUUUUUUUAAAGUACAUUCUUUGCAUCUAACUGCCAGUGCCAUUGUCAAAAUUUAUUUCUAAAAUUGUACAUUUUUUAUUAAACUAAGUGCUUGAUUUUAAAGUAUUAUGUUGCCAUCAGAUAGUAUAUAAAAUGUAUAAUUGCCAAUUCAUUGUAAUUACUAUUUAUUUUAAAUGAAAGUACAAAGAUACUUUGUUUUGAGAAAUUUGUUAUGAAACUGUUUCCUCUUUUUUGAUGUAGCAUAAAAAUUGUCUUCAGUUUGAAUUUUAACUGCCAGUAGAUGACCAGUCACAAGUGAACCACUUCUCAGUUGCCAGUCUUUGCUCAUUAAAAAAACUUACAAAUGUUUAGUUUUUGUAUCUAAUCUCUGAUUAAAAUGUUUAUAAAGUUUAUUUUUACCAAAGAGAUGUAAUUCAUUAUGAUAAAGUAUUGCAGAGUAAACUUUGUUUUGUAACAUUG